This is a messenger RNA of Westerdykella ornata, 1629 nucleotides long. RefSeq lists its product as uncharacterized. NCBI's taxonomy places the organism in Eukaryota, Fungi, Ascomycota, Dothideomycetes, Pleosporales, Sporormiaceae. Bases 1 to 1629 code for a protein of 542 amino acids. The record is from RefSeq and is a predicted model, not a curated record. The transcript is spliced from 2 exons.
AUGAAGGGGCGGACUCCAGCAGUCGCUGCUGUGAGUGCGUUCCUGAGCCUCUUUGGGAUCUCUCAAGUCUACCAGAACAUAUUGUUUUCCAAGAUCACACCGCCGUCGGAGAGGGCGCAAGAAGCAGAAUGGGUAGCAACGUCCCGCUCUUGGGUGGACCGCAAGGCUUGCUCCUGGUUUGGCCUCUGUGGGCUCGCCCACCUCAACAAAGCUGCUUGGAGCACACCGACUGGUCUGAGCAAGACAGACGACCUUGGAGAUAGUGAGAAGCAUAGAGGUGUCAAUCUGACGGCGUUCUGGGAAAGCGCAAAUGUGGACCCCGCAGAUUGGUCUGAAGAGGAACGCGCUCUAAGACAAAUACCGGACUACGUGCUGGAGCAUGCGCCGUACAUCCACCUCUACUCUGGAGAAAAGUUCUGGCCUUGUGAUAUAGCGGAGCACUUGAUCCACACUACCCCUCAUCUCAACUAUACUGCUUUACGAGCCAUCUCGGACCAUCCCAAUCUUACCAAUCUCAACGACCUGAACAAGUGGGGACAAUAUGUUUAUUUGCAGAGCGAUGACAAUGUGGAGGACAGACCUGAGUGGUUGGGCGGUAAAUCCAACAUACCCAGUAUACCCGACGAUUCCGAUCCAGAAAAUUGGGCAGACUGGGACGAAGGCGCUCGUGGACGAUUCAAGGAAGACAAGCAAGGGGAGAAGGAGGACUGGUUCAGUGUGGGCAUCGGCGACACUGUGGACAAAGGGGGAAUCCGCCGUCCCUCCAGUGCAAGCACCGGACCUGUCCCCAUUCCUACCAAUACCCCCGAGGGAGAACAGCUCGUCUAUGAAGAUGAGAAGCACUGGCGACCUGAGUUGAUUCGCCGUAAUCCACGCCAUCGAGGCAAGAAGGUGGUAGGGGGCAAGAGUGAUGCGCCGGUAAUGCUCGUUGUUGUCCCGAAGGAUGAUGGAGUCGUGGAUGCAUUCUUUUUCUUCUUUUACAGCUACAAUCUGGGCAAUACCGUCUUCAAUGUCCGUUUCGGGAACCACGUGGGAGACUGGGAACAUACGGUCAUUAGGUUUCAACACGGAAAACCGAAGGCGAUUUUUUUCAGCGAACAUAGUUUUGGAGAAGCAUAUCAUUGGGACGCAGUGGAAAAGAUUGGCAAUAGGCCCAUUGGAUUCUCCGCCAGUGGAAGCCAUGCAAUGUAUGCCACCCCAGGAUUACACCCAUACAUCCUGCCAGGCGGUAUCUUGCAUGAUCAAACGGAUCGGGGACCUCUCUGGGAUCCCCUUUUGAAUUUGAAAUCCUACACUUACGAUUAUCAACGCGACAUAUUACGAAGCUCCCAGCUCACUCCGCGCGCACCUACAGGCUGGUUCUACUUCCUCGGCCACUGGGGCGAUAAGUUCUACCCUCUAAGCGAUCCGAGACAGUACCGCUUCCUGGGGCAAUAUCACUACGUCGAUGGACCGCUGGGACCUCGUUUCAAGAAUCUCGGUAGGAAAAGGAUUUGUCAAGGGAACAACGAAUGCAUUCUGGAGACGAGGAGAUACUCCCGGCGGCUUCAACCAAAACACUACCCGGUGGUGGGCGAAGGCGAGCGAAUGAGCGAAGAGGAUACCCGCCGGUUUGUCGGACCGGAAUAG